Molecule: messenger RNA, 2801 nt
Organism: Bactrocera oleae (olive fruit fly)
Lineage: Eukaryota; Metazoa; Arthropoda; Insecta; Diptera; Tephritidae
Gene: sip2
Product: septin interacting protein 2
Source: RefSeq, a predicted model, not a curated record
AUGCUACAGUUGGUAGCAUUUCGAUAUUUUCGUUGAAUUUGGCUUUGCCGCAUUAUUCAAAAUUCAUUCAACGUUUCUUUUCGUCUGUGCUCAAUACUUCACUGAAUUUUAAAUAUUACAAUUUCAACAACGUUUUCUUUAGUUUAGUAAUCGGUGUGUGAGUUGUAUAUAAACUGAAACUAAUUGAAUUGAAUAUAUCUGAUUUGGGACUAACCCAUAGAAGUUUGGAGCAGCGAAACUACAAUCUUGGAUGUUCGUUUUCUUUUCAACUCUUCUAAAUACAAAUGUCUGGAUUGGAAAAAUUUCAAGCGAAUAGCGCUUGGCGUGCAAAAGUUAAGAAGUUACUUUUCAUGCAACGCACGUUAACGCCAAGUUCUAAAACUCCUAUCCAGUGUGACAGAUUUAGUCUUGAUCUAUCUGAGGAUUUGCAAGUGUUUAUUGAAGGAAAUACGGUUUCUUCUGAGGAACAGAACCUCAACCACUCAACAAAAAUUGAAGGAACUCGAAAUACUGAAGAAAAAAUGUUCGAAAUUGAAAAUAAUGAGAAUAAGCCAAUCAAUGUAAAUGCGUCCGUUCAAAACAAUAAAACAACGCAAAAAAUUACUUUUUAUGACGAGAGUAUGUAUGAAGAUAAGCAACGGACGCUUCAAUGGCAACGCUCAUCAGAUGACAGUUUCAUGGCUUUGGAAAAAAUGUGUGAUAAAACAGCCUCUGAUCCAAACAGUACUUUGUUUCAAUAUAUAAAUAGCGAUGACAAGGAGCUAAUUGUAGAGGACGCUAAAAAGCGUAGUGGAAAUGAUUUUAAUACCCCAUGUAAAAAAGAACUUCAAGAAAUCGAUGAGGAAGCGAAGUCAUUACAACGUUUACUACACGAUUUGUGUGUACAAGAACAGAAACAAUUGGAAGUUGAGACACCACUUAAGGGUAUUGAUGUCACGCAACUAGAAGAUAUAGAAGCGCCAUCAAAAUUGUGGGACACAACUAUAUUGGGUGAGACCACUUUACAAACAUCACCUGUUAAAAUGGUUGGCCUCUUAAGACCAUCCACUAUAAUAGAGGAGUGUGAUGAAGAAGAUGACUUUAAUAACGCUUCAUGUAUAGAUGGUUAUGCAUCAUCACAUAUCAGCUUUCAAAGUGCUGUAAAAGGCAGUGAGACCUCAUCUACAAGCUAUUACGAUACAGCACACGAAACUACAGAUACCAGCGCUGUUAGUAAAGAUUCCAAUACACACGAGAAAUACGUGUUGCAAGACUCGGAGAACUUAGCUGCAAGUCUGGAAUUGAUACAACUUGAUAAAACUCUAGAGUUAACGCAACAACAGCUAACAACAUCAGCAAAUAUAAGUAGUGAUGAUCUCAAGAUAGUACACAAUACAAAAAAUCAAUCGCCAAGUUCAUCUUCUGAUGAUUCUGUAGGCGUUAUUGAGUUACUAUCAGAUGAAGAAUCUGAAGAAGUGAUUACAGCACAUACCAAUAUUACGGUUAAAGAUGAGUUCAAGUCUGAGUAUGAUUCAGUUGUGGAAGACAAUAACAUUGCGGAUAAAUAUGUAUAUAAGAGUCAUUUGAGGAGUACCGAAUUCGAUAAAAUGGAAAAUUCUUUUGAAAACGACAAAGAAAAUUGCGGUGAAGUUUUCGAUGAUAGUGUUGAACAGUCAAUGCAUUUCAAUGACACCAUGGAGGAAGUAGAAUAUAUGAUGAAAAAAGGCAUGCAGUAUAUGGCUGCUACGGCGUCGCCAAAUGUUGGCUUAAAUAUACAAACACCUGUUGUAAAAAAAGUUGAACUGGUUCCAGCAACAAUGACAGUGAAACCAUUAAAAGAGAGGGAAAGAACAUUCACAUAUUCACCAAAAAAGCAAAAUAGUAAUCAUUCAUCACCUGCUAAGAAGGCUUUAUAUGUAAAACCCACAGCAAUUGUAACGGGUACAAAAGCAAAGCAACUUUUGUCUUCGCCACGGCGUACACCUCAGAGCAGUGCACAAAAAAAUAAACGUUUCGAAAUGGAUUUGCGGCCAAUGCCUAAAAUUGAAUUAUUUAAAAAACCCGCCUCUGCUAUACCAACGCGCCUUAAGGAAACAACUGGUGCUAAACAAUUUUCGCAUAUCGUCAGUCCAGUCGGUGCUUAUAUGAAAAAGACCGCCACCACACCAUUAAUGACAAAUCUCAAACAGCGUACGGAUCGACCGGAUGUACAUAAUGCAACCGUUUUUCGUGAACUUGAGCAAGAAACAAAAGUCUAUCAACCGAAAUUUGCAUUGAAAGGAAAUACAGGCACGAAAACAUCUAGUUUGCCAAAGAAGGCAUAUAUUUCAUCAGAGUUCAAACACAUCGUUGAUGAGCGCACGCCAGUCACUAUACCGGGUGGUAAAAAGAUACAGAAAUAUUUGGAAAAUGCAAUGCUACCCACAGUGGUGCGACAUGAAGGUAAAUUGAAAAUGUCCGCUAACCAAGUAAAUUGUAAAAAAACGCCAAGCAAAACCAGUUUUGGUAACACAACGCAACGUAACAAUGGCAGUUUGGCAAAUCUAUCCUUAAUGUCGGGCGAUAUAUCUGUGUAUACAAUGAAAGAUGCAAGGAAAUUUUAGGAUGGCGAUAUUACAAUCAUACAUAAUUUUUGUUUUUUUUUUUAAUUUCACUAUGUAUGUUAGGAGCUUGCUUCGAGCUUAUUUUUUUUUUUUUUUUUUUUAAUAAUAGUUGUACUUUUACAUAUUCUGAAAUUGUUCGCUGGAUUGAAGUUUAUAUUUAUUUUUACAACUAAAAUAAAUGCAUAGACUAGUAAAGCUAGUUGAAUAAAUGCAACAUUA